AUGCUUCCAUCGGCUGCCCGUAUCCUCUCAACACUUGCCAUUUUGAUCAUCAUUUGUUGUGGUUCUCAAGCAGCCAUCAAUGAGUUCGGAAAACUCUAUCCGCUCACGGAUAAUACAGGAUUUUAUUUAACUCCAAAUGAGCCAUAUCAUGCCGAUUUCGGAUUUAAAUUUUCAACUGAUACUGCUCAAGGCUUGUAUUCUGUGGAUGUCAUGGAUACUAAAUCGUAUGAAAAUUAUCCAAAAUUAAAUGUUGAGAAUGCUACACAAUUACAGCUUUUUGGAAUGUAUUCCCUGAACUUGACGCAAGCAAAAUAUGGUUUUGGUAAUUCAACAUUAUUUAUGUAUCUCUCCUAUGCUUCUGGAGUGUUUAAUCUUAUUCCAAAUUCAAUGCGUUUAAUGCUUUUCAGCGUUAUACAGAAAUCUUUCGUCCCGAUUCCAAAUCAAGAGAGAGGUCUUGUGGACGUACGAUAUUCAAAUAAUUCAAUUUUUGAUUUAGCAAUUUCCUCUUCGUACAAUAGUUCAUUUAUUUAUUUUGGUUUUUUUGGAGUGAAAAAAGAACAAACUCUGGAUUUAGGUCAGAGUGAAUGGGUCACCAUUUCCUAUCCACAAGUUGUGAAAUACAAAAUGAAUCAAUUGAAUCAAACAUUGAAUGUUUUUUACUACGACCCAUUGAGUAAGGUCGUUCAUCAGCCACAUUUCUAUAGGGCGUAUUUUGUAAACGAUGCCAUCUCAGCAUUAGAAUUACCGUCAACUGACUAUGUUGUUCUUCACAGGUUUACUAUUGUUGGAGCAGAGGAUCAAAAUCCUUCACAACCCGAAUAUCGUGGUAUAGGAGUACCUAAUUUCAUAUUCACCUAUGAUUCUAACUUGGGAUUUUCUAAUUACAUGGGAAAUAAGAUCAAAAUCAACGAAUCGUCAUUAACAUGUGCUUAUCAACUGCAAAAUACACAAGUCUUAUCUUUAAAAGAAGGAACUGCCAUUGUAGACCCCCAAACACAACAAGUGACUUGCAUUUGGUAUGGAUCUAGCAGUAGCUCCAUUGAAACAAUAGCCAUUAUUGCUAAAUCUUCUCAUGAUUACACCACCAUCAUUAUUGCAGUGACAAUAUCAAUUGGUGGAACUCUAUUGCUCAUUGUGUUUACUGUAGUUGCAACAUUAUUGAGCUAUUUCAUAUGGAGAAGAAGACAAAAGAGAAGGUAUCAAACAUUCUAA
Messenger RNA from Naegleria fowleri, 1212 nucleotides. RefSeq lists its product as uncharacterized. The record is from RefSeq and is a predicted model, not a curated record. The transcript has a single exon. The coding region runs from base 1 to 1212 and encodes 403 amino acids. NCBI's taxonomy places the organism in Eukaryota, Heterolobosea, Eutetramitea, Acrasida, Naegleriidae.